Molecule: messenger RNA, 594 nt
Organism: Phalaenopsis equestris
Lineage: Eukaryota; Viridiplantae; Streptophyta; Magnoliopsida; Asparagales; Orchidaceae
Product: putative nuclease HARBI1
Exons: 3
Coding region: 1-594 (197 amino acids)
Source: RefSeq, a predicted model, not a curated record
AUGGAACGGUUUCAACAUUUCUCUGAAACCAUAAGCAGGUAUUUCUCAGCUGGGUUGAAUGCACUAGUGAGUCUAGCCCGUCAAGUAGUCAAACCAGAGGAUCCAACAUUCCACUUCAUCCCCACACAUAUUGCGAAAGACCCUCGUUAUAUGUCGUUCUUUAAGGAUUGUAUCGGAGCUAUUGACGGAACACAUGUCAACGCACGUCUUUCUGGCAAAGAGAAAGUUGCGUACAUUGGACGAUGCGGAUCAUUAACACAAAAUAUAAUGGUUGUUUGUGAUUUCAAUAUGUGUUUUACAUAUGUGAUGGCUGGAUGGGAAGGUAGCGCACACGACAGUCGCGUUUUCAAGUUUGCUACUAGCAACAAAAAAUAUGGUUUCCCUUAUCCACCACCAGGUAAGUACUACUUAGUGGUUGCCGGGUAUCCUUUGCAAAAGGGCUAUUUGAAGCCAUAUCCAGAUACAAAAUAUCAUAUACCUGAUUUCGAGAGAUCGAGCGGGGUUGAACGAGGAAAUAAAGAAAUUUUUAAUAAAAGACAUUCAUCCUUGCGUGGUGUGAUCGAGAGAUCGUUCGGGGUUUGGAAGAAGAAAUAG